Molecule: messenger RNA, 663 nt
Organism: Alnus glutinosa
Lineage: Eukaryota; Viridiplantae; Streptophyta; Magnoliopsida; Fagales; Betulaceae
Product: axial regulator YABBY 4
Exons: 7
Coding region: 1-633 (210 amino acids)
Biological process (GO): cell fate commitment; multicellular organism development; plant ovule development
Cellular component (GO): nucleus
Source: RefSeq, a predicted model, not a curated record
AUGUCAACACUCAAUCAUCUCUUUGAUCUCCCGGAACAGAUAUGCUAUGUAGAAUGUGGUUUCUGCUCCACCAUUUUACUGGUAAGUGUGCCAUGUAGCAGCUUGUCCAUGGUGGUCACAGUCAGAUGCGGCCACUGCUCAGGCCUUUUAUCUGUCAACAUGACGAAUGCUUCUUUUGUUCCUCUCCAUCUUUUAGCCUCUCUUAACGAUGACAAGCCAAAUAUUGAGAAAAAUGAUGCACAGAAGGUCUUGGACUGGCGCAGCCCAUCAGUGGUGGCCUCUUCUGACUAUGAAGAAGAUGAUAUAAUCUCUGUGAAUCGCAUCGUUAAUAAACCCCCUGAGAAGAGACAACGAGCUCCAUCAGCUUAUAACUGCUUCAUUAAAGAAGAGAUCAAGAGGCUUAAGGCUGAGAAUCCAAGCAUGGCUCACAAGGAAGCUUUCAGUACUGCUGCCAAAAAUUGGGCUCAUCUCCCUUCGUUUCAGUUCAAAGGAGAUGGAGACUAUAGCCAGAGAGAGGAAAACAUGACAUGGGAAUCCAAGGUCACUGAGGUCCAUGAAGUUGGCAAAGGUUUUCGUGAAAGAAAAGGCCCCAAGAGAGUCCACAUGGGCGACGACAGUACCCUUUUAAAGUGAACAUGCAUGUCUGCAAAGAUAAAAAGAAAG